AUGCUUAUGCAAAAUUUUGGGGUGACAAACAAAGAGCAUUAUGGCAUGUUAUGGUAUUUUCUGGAGUUGUCAAAUAAGGUAAGUGAUUCGCAUAAUGGAGAAUUCACGUAUUAUUUUAAGCCAAGUUUUUGCCGUCGUCGCCGUCCUCGGGUCUUAGAGUCUUUAAAAAACUGCAGCGACGGAGAACUCUUCAAAAAUACAGUAAGGAUUAAAUAUUUUUCCUCACAAGAUCUUGCGCAUACAUCUAAGCAGGUGAAAACUGGGUCGACGUGAAGCAUAAUCACAGGGACAAGUUCGUUGUUCUUAUGCUUGUGCUUAUGCUUAUGUCGUAGCCUUGACUGGUGAAAACGGAGUCGACAUAAGCAUAAGCACAAUUAAGGCUGUGGGCCAAUCAUAGGUCACUUUGACCCAGACCUCAUGCGAACAUAUCAAAAGCAAUAUGGCGGACGCGUCAGGUUAUCGAGAAUUGAGUCAAAUAUGCCAUUCUGCGCGUGCAUAUGUCCUUAUGCUUAUGCUUAUGAAAACCAGGCUUACGAAUUUAGCCAUUAUCCCCUCCCUAGAUCAGAGUAAACCAGUCGGUUAUAAAUUUCAUGGUCCUCUUUACGUAUCUGGUUUUUGUACCACUCAUCACCGCCUGCAGAAUGUCCAGAUUUACCAAAGAGGAAAAUGUCGCUCUAGAGAAUCACUUGAUAAAAAUUGUCAAGGCGGAUCGCCCAAUCAAAUGCCGAGAAGACUGUCUAGAUACACCAUCUUGCUUCUCUGUCAACGUACAUGCACAAAAGCUCUCAUCAGGCUGGGUCACGUGUGACUUAAAUAACUCUAGCAAAACCGCUGACCCACAGGAUUUAGUACCGAAGAGAGGGUAUCAGUACCUUCCGAUGGCGGUAGGUGAUGUAAAAAAGGUUUAAGGGUUUAGGAAGCAAUGGUUUUUGCAUUUUUUAAGUUAAUCUUUCCAGGUUUGAAAUCUAGUUACGUCAAGGACCAUGACGAUAAAUGACGUCAUUAAACAUUGUGGCUGCCAUUUUAAAAUAUCCCAUAGUUCUCACUUGAAAACACCGAAUAAAAAUUCGCGGACCUCUCCGGAAACUGAGUUCCGAUUACUUUCAAGCGUUUAAUCGGUCGAAAAAGAACUUUUGUGGUAUUUACAUAUCCCUGUCUGUCUGUCAUUAUAUUCUUCCUUGAUAGAUGCUCAUAACAUAUACGCAAGGUUAGACAGGUUACAAUUAUGUUUUUGAUUUAUAGAUGGUUAGAUUUGUUUCUUUCCUUUUUCUUCUGUUUCUUUCAGAAGUGUCACAUUGCACUGUAGAUCAAUGUAUCUACAAAGACGGUAAGAUUCCUUGAGUGGUGAGAGAAAGUUUUCUUCACUAAUUUAAAUAUAGCCCUGCAUAUGUACAGAUAAAACAAACUUGACAAUUAUAACAGUUCUGUGUCCAUUCUCUCCGUAGCUCUUUCCGACAGCUGGUUUAUAUACGGCAGUCAUAAGCUUAAGAUUUUCUCUGAAAAACGGACCUGGGAAAGCGCAAGGACUUACUGUCAGUCGAUUGGUGGAGAUUUAGUGUCAAUCAACAGUGAGGACAAAAACGAGUUCAUUACUCAUUUGCUAGGCCGUUAUAUAACAAAUGUGACAGCAGGUUAGAUGUUAUUCUUGCAUUUUACAUUUCGUCGAAUAAGCGCCUGGGCGCUUAUUUAAAAUUUCGGCUUAAAAGAGGGGCACUUGUUGGAAGGAGGUCACUAAUCGAGGAGGGGGACCUUAUUAAGUUCUCCUUUUGGUAAUCAAGCGUACCGUGGUCCCAUACUCCCAUAAUCCCAUAAUCCAGUUUAUACCCACUGUCGUAUCAGUAUCAAAGUUGAAGUUUACGAAACAGUUUUUCCUUCUAUCCCUUCUAUUUAUAUUAAGAAAUGAUGGGAGGUUAUUCUAGGAGGAGGAAGGGGGGGGCGCUUGUUUCAAAUUUUGGCCUUGGGGUGUGCGCUUAUGCGGGGGAGUGCUCUUAUUAGAGCGUGGGCAUUUAUUCAAGAAAAUACGGCAAACAGGGUCUUUUAAACGAACUUGAACUAAGGGGAUUUGUCUUCACAGUUCAGGGGGCAAAUUUUCGUUGUUAAUUGACAUUUAUAUUUACUCAAUCUCGUAUAUCUUUUAUACCCUUUACGAAUCAGUUAGUUUCUUUUUUCGUUAUAUCAAUGAAAGAAUAUGACCAACAUGAAUGGUCAAAGCGAUCGAAGCUAUGCCUUGAAAAGUUUUAUAUUUUAAUAUUUUUAUCUACUUAUUUUUACCCAAAGUGAAUGCUGAUAUGUUGGUUUUACUGAUUUUUUAUAUUCAGAGGACCAUCCACGAACACUUGCACGCUGGCAUCUGGACGGAACUGACCCAGACGUCACGUAAGUAAAUACAAAAUGUGACGCGGUGAAGUGGAAGUUAUCCACCACCUUGUACACAUUCGUUUUCAUUGAAGGGAUAUAGGAACUGUGGGUCGCAUAUGAACUUGAGGGUUCUAAAAGUCAUGUCCAACGGAUUCAUUAUCCUUAGUAAUGUCUUUCCUAUGGUUGUGGGGAGGACAAAAACUGGAUUAUUCAGAAUCAAGAAAAAAUUAUACAAACUUCUCAAACUCACUGAUAAUUCAUAAAUGAAAUACAAAGGAAAUUAAUGUUUAAUGAGUGUUUGGAAAUCAGAUGAAAAACUGCUAUUUUUGCAUCCUUAAUUUCUCCUUCUAAAGUCAUUUUGUUUGAGAAGUAAUAUCAAGCAUUCGACACAUCGUUUCAUCACCAGAUGAAACACCUCGAAGUUCAUCAAAAAUACUCCGCUGCGCGUCGUAUUUUCAACUCUUUCAACACUGCGUCUCAUGCUUGAUAUAUUACAUAAAAACUCUAAACAGGGAAUUAAUGGGACGAGCACAAUAGGCCUUUUGCCAGUUGUUCAAGUCUCUGUUUCAAAGCAAGGCUGUCUGCGAAGCUCUUGAUAUGAAAAAAAGUUAGUUUUUUAUUCUCAUGCAAAUAAUCUCAUUUUCACAAGAAAGGUUUCGCACUAAUCGUCGUUUUGAAAGUGAGUGUUUCUGGCACUCGGAAAUAGCCUAUUCAUAAUACACGCAAGAGACUCACUAACACAAGCCAUUUUCCCAUUGCAUCAUCUUUGUACUUCAUUUGCAAUUACAUUAAAAUUGUAGUGAAGUGUGAUAUGAAGCUGUUCUGUAUAACUUUCAUCGUUCAAAAGAGUACUACGUAUUUUAUUUCUCUAGACUUUGAACUUUAAAUGAUUGGGCCUUCCUGUCGAAUGAAUAAAAAAAAGACCUAUGCCUGACGUGAUUUGUAAACGGAAUUUUAAAAAAAGUUUUAUGUGACUUGUUUUAGGCUAGUUUAUAUGUUUUCAUCGUAGUUCGUAAUUAUAUGCUAGUGUUUUUUACACAUUUUGUGUCUUUUAGAAACCCUUCUGAAAAAUCAAUUAUCGUAAUAGAGGUCUCCUUUUUGAGUUGCAUAAGAAAUCUUCAAUUCAAAUUAACCACUUUUAAGGUUAUCUUAAAACAUUAAUCAACAACAAAUCAUAUAAAUCCUUUACAGUCUAGAGAAUGAAGCAACUUUUAGAGAAAAAGGCGGUUUUCAAUCUCUGUACCUCAAUGGUUCAGGUCAUGCAACAGUGCCUGCCGUGGACUUUGGACGUUCAAGUUUUACUAUCGCCUGUUGGGUGAAGAUUCAGAGCCCUGCCACUGCUACAUUACCAGUUUUCUCAGAUUGGACAAACCCGCUGAAAUUUCAAAUCGUAGCGUAUGACGCUGGGGGAAACCUGUUUUUUGGUUGUGUUAACAACUUUGGUAAUUUCCUUCCAUGGUUCAUAGGAGGGUAAGACUCGGAAAAGUACUUGUUAAAUUACCAUGUUUUCACUUUCACGCUUAUAAUCUGCUACUAGACGUGGACAGUAGUUCGGCUAGUUCUUCUUCCUAAUUUCUUCGUAAAACGUGUAAACAUUCUGCGCCAUUUUCGUCAUUUUCUCAAGCACUCCAAACACAGCUGAGAGACCGCGAACCUCGUUUUCCGUGCUCUCUCGCUCACUCUACUCGUUCCCAGGUUCUCUCUCUCUGGCUCCGUAGGAACUGGUAGGAGGGAGAGCCUUGGAACGAAAUUGAGAGAACGCGACAUACCUGUUGUGCCCAAGGCUUAACGGUUGCCAUGCCUUUUUAUCCUGUUGUGCUGCACCACCGAUCAUUUUAUCGAAUAUCACAAAUUAACAUCUUGGUUAACACUAGCUUGUUAAGGAAGGAUUAGCCGCUAGGUUUUAGCCAAUGAGAAAGGGAGAAAUUUUAUAACCGGUGUUAUUUUUUAAUGAAACUGACGAUUAACUUGUGCGCAUUUCUUCCGAGUGUGAGCAAAACUGAUUUGAUGCCUUUCAGGAGUGCCCCAAUUGACAAGUGGUUUCAUAUGGCAGCUUAUUGGGAUAGAAAUGCAAAUGAAGCUGGAUUUUUUCGUGACGGUCUGUUAGUUUCAUAUCAAGCUCAGGUAAAUGGCUCAUACCUCAGAGGCAAUGAUCACAAAGUAUACGAUAUUGGCCUUAAAAGGGACGACGGGAAGACGUUUAAAGGACAUUUGAGAGACCUUAUGAUUAUUGGAGAGGCACUCACUGCUGAAGAUUUGAACAGUAUACUAACAGGUGGAUCAGAAUAACGACAGUAAUGACAUUAGGGCUGUAUCAUCGAUUUUAUCAACUUAGUAUGCCAAAAGUUAACGAAAAAUUUUACUCAGAAUAUUUUAAACUGUUAGGAGAAGUGUUAGUAAGUAUUUUUGACCAUGGAUUGUUUGAGAAUACAUAUCAUUCUGAAAAACGUGGGCCAAGCAAGAGAAAAAUUAGAAACACUCACAUUCCUAUCAUUUAGAAUUAUUUAGAGCCCACCUAUCUACUGUGCGAUCGACAAGCUGUGAUUAACGGCUAGUUUUCUUAUUUUAUUUUUUUCUGGGGCAAAGAGCCGAUACGUUUACGGCUUGUCUUAAACGGUUGUCUUUUCACGUUAGCAACGACCACUUAAGUGCUUCCCAACUGACAAGAUAACCUUUCCAGAGUACAGAGGCUGUUUAACAACCAAUGCAUUCAAUUUCAUACUGUGCCUUUUACUGAGGUUUUUUUUUUCUUUUUUGUUAACGGCGUUUGUUCUGAACAUGUUUUGCACCUAACAGGCCACUUCUGAGUUCCAAAAACCCUCACUUUCAAAAUGAGACCAAGUGCACAACCUUUCUUGUGAAAAUGAGUUUUGUUUGCAUGAGAAUGAAAAAUCAUUUCCAUAUCAAAGGCUGACCACUUAACCUUGUUUUCAUACAGAGGCCCCAGGGUCAUCGGAAAUGGCUUAUUAGAACAAAUUUUCUCGUUACGUGUCCACGUUUAGAUGCAAACGAUGCUACAGGAACUUCCUAGUUUGUGUAGUUGUCGCUGGAAGAAAGCUUGUCGUUUACAAUCGAUUGACUGAAUUCGCUUAGUAACGACCCAUUCCUCUUGAGGUUGUUUAUUUCAUUACAUAUAAUGAUUUAGAGAAAACCACAAUUACCCAUAAUUCCUGACUCGCAUUCUUUGCUGCAAGCCAGGAUCAUUUUGCCUGUCGGCAGUUAUUCUUACCAGAUUUUUUUCACGUAGAGAUCUUUUGACUCAUUGACAAAAGUGAUACCAAGUUUACACGUCAUGUUGCUCACUGUGUGAUCGGUAGUGAAAUGACUUACCAACCAAGCUAAAGAUAGAAGUAGAAAUGUUUAAAAUGACACUGACCCCAUUUUAGCCGACCAAUAAGGUGUCAUCCUUAAAAUAACCGUGGAGUAGGACACAUAACCUAGAAUAGACAUAAAGUAUUCUUAAUAUGAAGAGGGCCAUGUAUGAGAGAUUCGCUCUCAUACCUCGUUCUCUCUUGGUUACACCCCAUUACACGUCCCAUCCCGUUUAACCCCUUACCUCUCCUUACCAAGAUGGUCGUUGGGUACAGGUUUUACAGCAUGCGUUAUUUGAAAAAUAAUUGUAAUUCCUCAAUUGGAUUCUGGUUCGGGAAAAAUCGUUCCUCCUUACGUCCGCCCCUUCAUGUUAGCGGAUGUGAAAUGUCGCAAUUACCAGCUUGGGGUCCAGGGCAUUAUAUAGUCUGUGUUUAACUUGAUUUUGGACAUCCAUGUUAUGAUCAAUUGACAGCUGUCAAAAUAGGGUUUUCGCUGACCAGUGCUACAUGACAGUUUACUGCGGGCUCAAGUGAACUCUUCAUUGAGGUGACGUGUUCUUUUAAAGUUGUCCGAAGACUAGUUAGUGGUUUUUAAAUGAUCGCAGGCUCAGGUAAUUUUUUCCGCUUACUUCUUGCUUUUGGUGAAAGUAAAAAAAAUCGAAAAUAGUGAAAAGAAAUAAGGUAUAAAUUGAAGGACAGAAGAUCAUAUUAGGUUAAUCGUAAGCGUUGUGUGUUGCAGGUCCAGUCAGAAAAUCCCAUGGUGGAGCGUGGAUCGGUCUGAACGACACAUUUCAAGUUUGGUCUGAUGGUAGUCACGUGGUCUAUACCAAGUGGGCUACCAGGCAGCCGGAUAACCAAAACGAUUUCCCAAAGUGCACGGAAAUGGCGGUUGAUGGCGGACACUGGGACGACACAAUUUGCACAAUGAAACGACCUUUUAUUUGUCAGAAAGAAAAUUAG
Molecule: messenger RNA, 6629 nt
Organism: Porites lobata
Lineage: Eukaryota; Metazoa; Cnidaria; Anthozoa; Scleractinia; Poritidae
Source: the annotation of a GenBank genome assembly